AUGUAUGAAACAGGAAAACAAGCGCAAGUCAUCAGAGAAAUGAGAGCAUACAAACUCCACCUGCUAGGUAUAAGUGAAUGUCGAUGGACUGGAUGUGGUAAAAAAUCUACAAGUACAGGUGAAACAAUUGUGUAUUCUGGUAGAAAAGACGAAAAACAUCAAGCAGGAGUAGCAAUUAUAAUGAGCAGAAACGUAACAAAGGCCUUGAUAGAGUAUGCCCCUGUAAACGAAAGAAUAAUAAGAGCUCGCUUCCAAGCAAGGCAGGGAAAACUAACCAUCAUUCAAUGCUAUGCUCCAACAAAUGAAGCAGAGGAUGAUGUGAAAACUGAUUUCUAUCUAGCUCUACAAUCUGAGAUAGAAAAAGUACCAAAACAUGAUGUUACAAUAGUGAUGGGUGAUUUGAACGCCAAAGUUGGAAAUGAUAACACCGGGAAUGAAAGAGUAAUGGGAAAAUAUGGGUGUGGCAAGAUCAACGACAAUGGAGAACGUUUAGUGGACUUAUGUGGUGCUAAUAACUUAGUAAUAGGGGGUACUACCUUCCCUCAUAGAGAUAUACAUAAGCUGACAUGGACUUCUCCAAAUGGUAGAGACAAAAACCAAAUAGACCAUAUUAUCAUCAAUGGAAAGUGGAAAAGAUCGCUGCAAGAUGUACGCGUUAUGAGGGGUGCAGAUGUUGCUAGUGACCACCAUCUAGUAAUUGCAAACAUCAAACUGAAACUUAAAAAGUUGUCUACUUAUGUAAACGUGUCAAGGAAAUUUGAUGUUGGUAAAUUACAAGAUCCAAAAAUCCAGCAAGAGUUUAAACUGGAAAUAAAGAACAGAUUUCAGCUAUUAGACAACCUAGCAACUGACAACACAAUCACAAUAUCAGUCAAUGAUGAAUGGCAGCACAUACAUGAAAUAUACACUCAAGCCAGUAAAAAGGUACUAGGAUUCAAAAGACAAGUACACAAAGAAUGGAUAACACCUGAAACUUGGAAUUUGAUAGAUGAAAGGAAAGAAGUGAACAACAAAAUUUGCCAAACACGUUCUGAGAGAAUUAAGGAAAAGCUAAGAACAAAGUAUACAGAAUGCAACAAGAAGGUAAAAACAGCAACAAGAAAGAACAAGAGAGAUUUUAUGGAAGACCUAGCAAAAGAAGCAGAAAGAGCAGCUUCAAAUCAGAGAAUGGGACAGAUUUACCAAGUAACUAAACAACUAAGUGGUAAAAGUGCCAAGAUAAAUAUGCCUAUUAAAGACAAAAACAACAAUAUGCUAACAACAGAACGAGACCAAUAUCUGAGAUGGAAGGAACAUUUUCAAGAGGUUCUUAAUCGAAAAGAUCCAGAUAAUAUAGCAAUUAUUCCUGAGGCAUCAUAA
This is a messenger RNA of Mytilus trossulus (common blue mussel), 1359 nucleotides long. RefSeq names its product craniofacial development protein 2-like. The coding region runs from base 1 to 1359 and encodes 452 amino acids. The record is from RefSeq and is a predicted model, not a curated record. Gene Ontology annotation, cellular component: nucleus. Gene Ontology annotation, molecular function: catalytic activity. Lineage: Eukaryota; Metazoa; Mollusca; Bivalvia; Mytilida; Mytilidae. The transcript has a single exon. Gene Ontology annotation, biological process: chromatin remodeling.